This is a messenger RNA of Micropterus salmoides (largemouth bass), 1814 nucleotides long. RefSeq names its product pirin (gene pir). The transcript has 10 exons. Bases 175 to 1131 code for a protein of 318 amino acids. Gene Ontology annotation, biological process: monocyte differentiation. Gene Ontology annotation, molecular function: quercetin 2,3-dioxygenase activity. The record is from RefSeq and is a predicted model, not a curated record. NCBI's taxonomy places the organism in Eukaryota, Metazoa, Chordata, Actinopteri, Centrarchiformes, Centrarchidae. Gene Ontology annotation, cellular component: nucleus.
UCAGCUGAUACACUCGCAGAUGAUUGCUGCUCUCAGAUCGGCUAAUCUAUUUCAGUCGUCGUGACAUCUACGUGUUGCCGUGAACUUCUAAUUUACCGAGAAAAGUAUUUAGUACAAAAGUAUUUUGAAACCGGGAAAACCCCGUGAUUGCGUGACCUUUCCGGAUAUUUCGUCAUGUUUGCAGGAGGCUAUUUCAUUUUGGAAUAUUACCCAAACUGGUUUCUCCUCCUCAUGACCAGUGAAACCUUUCCCAGCAUAAUGAAUGUGAGGAGAGUGGAGAAGACAGUUCUGAGUGUGGAACAGUCAGAGGGAGUCGGUGCUCGUGUCCGCAGGAGCAUCGGUAGAAAGGAGCUGAGAAACCUGGAUCCCUUCCUGAUGUUGGAUGAGUUUAGAGUGAGCAAGCCGGCAGGAUUUCCAGACCAUCCUCACAGAGGAUUUGAGACAGUAACAUAUGUUUUAGAGGGGAUCACGGCCCAUGAAGACUUCUGUGGCCAUUCAGGACUACUGAAACCUGGAGAUCUGCAGUGGAUGACUGCGGGACGGGGGGUGGUUCAUGCUGAGAUGCCCGCAUCAGAGGAGCCAGUGGUGGGCUUACAGCUGUGGGUGAAUCUGCCAGGACGAGACAAGAUGGUGGAACCAGCGUACCAGGAGCUUAAAGGCUCAGAGAUCCCCAAACCCAGCCAGGGAGGAGUUACAGUUGCUGUGAUAUCUGGAGAGGCUCUGGGAGCAAAGUCUAAGGUCUUCACAAGGACCCCGACCAUCUACUUGGACUUCAAACUGCAGGCAGGGGCCCUGCAUGUGCAGCAAGUCCCCUCAGGAUGGACUACAUUCAUCUACACACUAUCCGGAUCCAUUCAUGUCGGCCCAGAUGAGGAGCAGCAGAAGGUAGAGCCCCAUCAUACUGUGGUGUUUGGAGAUGGAGACUGUGUCAAAGUUGAAAACAAGAGCUCUGAGGUUUCCCAUUUUGUGCUGAUUGCUGGAGAGCCAAUCAAAGAGCCUGUGGUACAACAUGGUCCAUUUGUAAUGACCACAGAAGAAGAGAUCAGAGAGGCUGUAAGGGACUAUCAGACUGGCAAAAAUGGCUUUGAAAGGGCCGAAAACUGGAGGUCCAAGAUCAGAAACUCUUUCUGAACAUUAUGUAUUGUACUCCGUCUGUCUGUCCGUGGUGAAUAUAUUUACCUUACUUGUUUGCUACUAUAGAAGGAUUUACAGUUACUCAUCUGGGAGACGAUUUUAUCCAAAGCAACUUACAUUUGAGGAACAACACACAAGCAUCAAUCAAUCAGUGCAGUAAGCGAACUACGAGUGACAAAAAAAAUAGUAAGAGCAGGAAUAAAUGAUAGCACAACAUGGAAGUAAGAAAUGAAAAUGAGUGCAGCAGGAGUAUAAGUACUCUGAUUGCCCUCCGGAUUAACAAGACAAAAGGGUGGUUUCAGUGGGUGGGUCAGAGACACACACCCAGUUGUUUGUGAUUGCUCAGCUGGCCUUCAGUUUCUAGUAAAUUGCUCAGUAAAGUGCAAAGUGAUAGCACAACAGGAAGUAAGAAAUGAAAAUAGAGUAAAUAUUACCUUGUUGCUACAGUCUCUUAUUCGCCCAAGGGUGCUUGUUUUGAUGUUUAAAAAUGAGUAUUGGGUAUAGUGGUUAUAUCAGGAUAUGUUCUGUAUGUGUUUACAGAACAUUUAGUACUUUUCAGUGUCUUUUUUAACUUGUUACGUGUCCAAGUGCUUCAUGCGGGAGUGGACAACAUGCUCCAGUGUUAGCAGUAUAGUAGUUUACCCUCUCUCCAGAUCACAUUAAAAUAUUGUUUAAAAAAG